UCGCCGGGGCCUUUCAGCCGCCUGCCCAUCGCCAGUCCCUCCAGCGGCGCUUCUCUGACGAACAGCCAUGUGGGCGUACUGGCUGCUUCUCUGCGCGGUCCUGCUCCUCGCCGGCUUCUUGGCUUGGUUCGGCACCCGGAGAAGCUCUCCGAAUCCUUUUCGGGUGGAUGCCCGGCGGACGCCUGCGCCUCUGGUGACGGAGAAAGAUGCGCGGAAAAAAGUCCUGAAGCAAGGCUUUUCCAGGGAGAAAGUUCCCAACAAUCUGGAUGCCAUUGUCAUUGGAAGCGGCUACGGGGGCCUGGCUGCAGCCGUGAUCCUUGCUAAAGCUGGGAAGCGCGUGCUGGUCCUGGAGCAGCAUGGGAAGGCAGGUGGCUGUUGCCAUACCUUCACUGAGAAGGGCUUUGAGUUUGACGUAGGGAUCCAUUACAUAGGACAGAUGCACGAGGAGUCUACGCAACGCAUGAUGAUCGACCAGCUCACGGACGGGCAGCUCCAGUGGGCCAAGAUGGACUCUCCCUUUGAUGUGGUCAUUCUGGGAGACCCUGACAACAGCAAGCGGUAUUACCUAUACAGCGGGGAGAAGGAAUACGUCAAAGGCCUAAAGAAACAGUUCCCUGGGGAAGACGCAAACAUUGACAGAUUUGUGGCUCUUGUAAAGAGUGUCGCCAAAGGGGCUGCCCACAUGGCUAUUUUGAAAAUGCUCCCGAUGCCCUUGGUCCAUUUUUUGUCCUGCAGCGGCCUGCUGGCCUUGAUCUCUACUUUCUUUAGGAUGGUAUCCAGAAAUGUUUCGGAAGUGGUCGCCGAGUUCACUACCAACCCUGACCUAAGAGCAGUGUUCAGUUAUAUCUUCCCUACCUACGGAGUGAUUCCUGCCAAGGCCUGCUUCCCUUUACAUGCAAUCCUUUUUGAUCACUUCUUGGAAGGAGGCUGGUAUCCUCAAGGAGGUGCCAGUGAAAUUGUAUUUCACUCCAUCCCUAUCAUCGAACGGGCUGGAGGGGCUGUCCUUACCAAGGCACCUGUAGAGAGCAUCUUGGUGAAUUCGCAAGGAAAAGCCUAUGGUGUAAGCGUGAAGAAAGGUCAGGACAUUGUUAACAUCUGUGCUCCGGUUGUGAUUUCUGAUGCGGGCAUCUUUAACACGUAUGAACGGCUCUUGCCAGCCAAAUUGCAAGAGUUGCCAGAGAUUCAGAACCAGCUGUCUAUGGUGCAGCAUGGCAUAACAGGAUUCAGUGUUUUCGUAGGACUGAAAGGAUCCAAGGAGGAAUUGGGACUAGAAGCCAAAAACUUCUACAUCUACCAGCACAAUGACUUCAAUGAAGCGUUCAUUUCUUACUUUAAUUGCUCACGAGAGACUGCUCCAAAGAACAUCCCUUUGAUUUAUGUUGGAUCUCCGUCAGCUAAGGACCCCACGUGGGAUCAGAGAUACCCAGGCAAGUCUGUUCUGAUCAUCCUGGCUGCUGCAAAAUAUGAAUGGUUUGAGGAAUGGAAGGAAGAAAAGGUCACUAAGAGAGGAGUGGAUUAUGAGAGUUUCAAAAAUAGCUUUGUGGAUAGUAUGAUGGAGAGCAUCUUCAAAUUUUACCCUCAAAUAAAAGAUAAGAUUGAGCACAUCUCUGCAGGAACGCCUCUCACCAAUCGCCACUACAUCGCCUCUCCCCGAGGAGAGAUGUACGGGGCAGAGCACAGCAUCUCUCGGCUCCAGGCAGAAGUCACAGCCACAAUAAGGCCUCAGACUCCAGUCCCAAACCUCUACCUGACAGGUCAGGAUGUUUUAGUAGGCGGCUUCCCAGGAGCUCUUCAUGGAGCCGUUGUCUGUGCGUCGGCAGUCUUGCAGCGCAACCUCUACAUCGACAUUUCAUGGCUGUGCAGAAAAAUCAAAGCCAGCGACGCCAAAAAGAAAAACUGAGCCUUCCGCCCUGGCUUCAUGUAGGGGGUCACGCUCCUCCUCUUUGCCGUAGAGAUGAUUCGAAAGCUGCCUGGGUCUUGGGUUCUUUGUUUCUCCAACAGAGGAUGCUGCCACGGUGAAACAACUCCAGCUCAGGGUCAUUGCUGUGGGGCGUGAUGUUUCAACUGUAACAUGUAGGCAUGUUGAGCGAUUGUGCUAGGUUUGUCUUGACAUUAAUGAGGACCACACCUUCGGAACCCACACAGAUCUGUUUUCAGCCUCUCCUUGGUACUAUGCCAGCACAAGUGGCAUCACGAUGGCGGCUUCCAUGCCAAGCACGGAUACAAGAGCUACCAUAAGCUAGUGCUAGUUUACCCGUAGUGUUCAGUGUCCAUUGGGUUCCUCCCAGGUGGGGUUCUUCUACCCAAGGCCACAGCUCAGUGGUUGAAAAUAUGCCUUAGGGCCGGGGUGUUGAAUCUCUUUCACCCUAAGGGCUGAAUUCAAUUUCAGAGAAACUCUCGGGUGGCGCAUGCCACUGGUGGGUGUGGCCAAAGUUAAAAGAGGUGGACCCAAAAUACCAAAAAAUACCAGCAUGUUGUAGCUUAGAGUGCUUCCUUCCAGGAGCAAAGCCUUAGAAGAGACAUCUCAACCUGCUAGAAUGGUUGAAAAGCUCACAAGAGCUGGGAAGUCGCCAAACGAU
Elgaria multicarinata webbii is the source of this 2579-nucleotide messenger RNA. RefSeq names its product retinol saturase (gene RETSAT). Gene Ontology annotation, biological process: retinol metabolic process. The transcript is spliced from 11 exons. The record is from RefSeq and is a predicted model, not a curated record. Gene Ontology annotation, cellular component: endoplasmic reticulum membrane. Gene Ontology annotation, molecular function: all-trans-retinol 13,14-reductase activity. Lineage: Eukaryota; Metazoa; Chordata; Lepidosauria; Squamata; Anguidae. Bases 68 to 1900 code for a protein of 610 amino acids.